Messenger RNA from Prionailurus viverrinus (fishing cat), 2830 nucleotides. RefSeq names its product cytohesin 1 interacting protein (gene CYTIP). Gene Ontology annotation, biological process: regulation of cell adhesion. The record is from RefSeq and is a predicted model, not a curated record. The transcript has 8 exons. Gene Ontology annotation, cellular component: cell cortex. Gene Ontology annotation, molecular function: protein binding. Lineage: Eukaryota; Metazoa; Chordata; Mammalia; Carnivora; Felidae. Bases 68 to 1138 code for a protein of 356 amino acids.
AGUUUUAGCUUCCCCCAUCCUGCAAGGCCACUCAACCAUGUGCUAGCUGGAGUAAUCUUUAUUCACAAUGUCUUUACAAAGGCUCCUGCAACAGAACAGCAAUGGCAAUCUGGUGGACUACUGUGCUGGUCCAUCUUAUAACCCUGACUCCACACUCACAGGCAGCUUCCGAAUGGAUGAUAAUAGAAGGAUUCAAAUGCUGGCAGACACAGUGGCCACUUUGCCUCGGGGAAGAAAGCAGCUUGCUUUGACGAGAUCAAGUUCUUUAGGUGACUUCUCCUGGUCUCAAAGAAAGCUUGUUACCGUGGAAAAGCAAGAUAAUGGAACUUUUGGAUUUGAAAUUCAGACUUACAGGCUCCAGAACCAGAACAUGUGCUCUUCUGAGAUGUGCACUCUGAUUUGCAAAAUACAGGAGGACAGCCCAGCCCACUACGCUGGCCUGCAAACUGGUGAUGUCCUUGCAAAUAUCAAUGGUGUGAGCACGGAAGGCUUUACCCACAAACAAGUCGUUGACCUGAUCAGAUCUUCAGGAAACAUGUUAACGAUAGAGACUCUUAAUGGAACAAUGAUUCUCAAAAGAACAGAGCUGGAAGCAAAGCUACAAGUUUUAAAGCAAACCUUGAAGAAAAAAUGGGUGGAGUUCAGAUCUCUGCAGUUACAGGAACAGCGUCUGCUUCAUGGUGACUCAGGUAACUGCUCGAGUUUGGAGAACAUGGACAUAGAUGAAUCAGUUUUGUUUGGAACCCUGCCUGGGCCCAGCCCUGCCCUCCUGGACCGGAAUCGAUUAUCCAGCGAGAGUAGCUGUCUGAGCUCCAUGACGAUGGACAGCGAAGAUGGCUACCAGACAUGUGUGUCUGAGGACUCAAGCAGGGGAGCCUUCAGUCGACAGACGAGCACAGAUGAUGAGUGCUUUGUCCCCAGGGAUGGGGACGAUUUUCUGAAGAGGUCUUCUUCGAGGAGGAACCGAAGCAUUAGUACUGCCAGUAGUGGGUCCAUGUCCCCCUUGUGGGAGGGCAACUUCUCAAACAUAUUUGGGACCCUGCCCCGGAAAAGCAGAAGGGGAAGUGUCCGGAAACAACUCUUAAAAUUCAUCCCCGGCCUUCACCGUGCAGUGGAAGAGGAAGAGAGUCGCUUCUGAUGGGCUGUCUUGCCCUUUUGUAUUAGCUUAUUUCGUAAAUAUCUCUAGACUUGUUUAGAACAACUCCACCCGGCCUGGUGGGAAACUGUGGAGGGAUUGCAAAACUGAAACCCCGUUUCAUGGCAAUAGUGACCUUUAUUUAAAUUUUUGUGUCAUGAUUUUUGCUUAAGUCGUUUUGUAGCCAGGAAAGCUCUGUUUAUAACCAGAAGGUAGGGGAAUUAAGUCAUAAGUUAGAUACUAUAACAAAUUAAUGCACAUUCCUGCUCAUUUUAAUGCUGCCUGUGAAGGCAAGGGUUAUAUUUAUUUUCUGGAUUAUCUAUGUGAAAAACUGAGAACUUUUCAGAGUCAAGUGUAAAUAAAAGAGUGACGGAAUAUAAUUAUUUGGGAUACCUUCCAUAGGUUCAUUGGUAGGUCACGGAACCUUAUGUUUGCUUAAGAUCAGGAGCCUCCAGGGAGGCUUACUAAUAGGCAAUUUUGAACGUUUUCUGCUUAAAUCUGUGAAGGAUUAUAAACAAAGAUGAUAGUCAGCUAUGUUUCACAAACACAGCAACAAUAAAGCAGGAGGCAUAUAAGUUAAUAUUAGGGUUUAGAUCCAUGAGAUCCAUGGAAACAUGUUGUCUAAUAGGGGUGCUGAGGAAGAUUAUGAUACGGCCUUUUUUAUAGUCAGCCUAAACAAAAUAGGUGAGAAUGUCACUUACGCAAUUCCACUUUUGUUCUGCCUAAACUUUGAUGGCAAGUCUAGAAUUCUCAAGAUCCUGCAUACAACUUUGCAAUCUUUGUUUUUGAGCAAAUGUCUGAAAUUUGAAAAAUUAAAGCCAGGAAAAGGAUUUUUCUCCUGUAGAGUUGUUCGCAUUAUUCCUCACUUUAUAUUAUAGAUUCCACAGUUACUGCCUUAGCAUUCUUUUGCGUGUUGGUCAUGUUAGUAUCACAUUACUUCUAGCCUUUCAAUCACAUUUUCAUUCAAUAUCCAUUUGAAGUCCAUGGUUACUCUGUUCUGGUGAUACAGCUGCUCAUGACCUAUAUUCUAGAGUAGACAGUGUAAUAAAUAGUCCUUACUGAUUUAAAGCUGUGUGUGUGUGUGUGUGUGUGUGUGUGUGUGUGUGUGUUUGGGAGAAAGAGAUGUUUGAUAGGUGACUUUGAGUGGAACCACACUUAAAUCAAAAGAAUGAGUCAUUUUGAGAAAAAAAAAAAAGGAAGCGUGAGGAAGCCUGUAGGGUAAUAAAUGAAUGUUAAAAAAUAAAAUAUAAAAAGAUUUCUAAUUGGAACCUGCUUUCCAUUAAUUAUUUGAACUUAGAAUUAUCCAGUCGCUCUGCUUGAGAAUCAUUCAUAUGAAAAGCAGUUUGUAGUGUUUCACAGAAACAGUUACAAUCCUGUGUACCACUUACUGAAUACCUAGCAGGUUAAAGAUGCUUUCCAUGUGAUCCAUCCCUGUUAGGUGUUAGGCCUACAGAAAGGAGGAGGAAUUCAGAGAAGUUCCCAUGGCCAAGGACGAGGCUUACAUCGAAAGCCAUUCCUUUCUGGCUCUGGCCUAUCUUCAGUCUUUCGAGAUAUUGUUUACUCUUUUGCUGGUUCUAUGUGGUCAUCACCACAGAACUUCCCCCCACCCCCACUCCUCAGAGAAUACAUAAAGCACACCCCUCAGAGACUCUGCAUGGAUAAAAAUUGUCUUUGGUAAAAAAGAAAACAAACACA